This is a messenger RNA of Puccinia triticina, 2877 nucleotides long. RefSeq lists its product as uncharacterized. The transcript is spliced from 4 exons. Bases 1 to 2877 code for a protein of 958 amino acids. Lineage: Eukaryota; Fungi; Basidiomycota; Pucciniomycetes; Pucciniales; Pucciniaceae. The record is from RefSeq and is a predicted model, not a curated record.
AUGCGCGUCUCAAGUGAAGUCGCCAGGUCUGCUCGCUCUCGACAUGUCCGUCGGAUUAUUAUGAUGCACCCUCAGCAUCACCCCUCUACUUUGCCUCGCCAACCUUUUGUGGCCCGAACUUCAAGUCAGGCUGACCUUCAAGCCGAGAUUGCCGAGUUUUUCUCCACUGUCUGCUCCAGUGGACCUUGUCUUUUGCCCACAUCCACCGAGCAACUCUUAGCGCCGGGGCAUUCUGAGGCACCAUUAGGCGAGUCUAACUCUGACCUUGUAUUUCAUGAUCGUGCUACCAAGAAGGGUAAAAAACCGAAGAAGGCUAAAAAGUCAAAGAAGGCUAAAAAGUCAAAGAAGGCCAACAAGCCAAAGAAGGCCAGAAAACCGAAGAAGAAAAUUCAGAAAAAGCCACUUCACCACGGCGCCAAACCCAUCACGCCCGUCCCUCAUAAUCCUGCUAAACUCAUCCAACCACUCGUCAAAAAACCAAUCCACCCCACAUUGCCUGACAAGCUACUCACACCAGUCAAACCACUCACACCAGGCAAGCCAUUGAAACCAGUCAAACCACUCACACCAGGCAAACCAUUGAAACCAGUCAAACCACACAAACCGGCGAAGCUGUUGAAGCCAUUCAAACUACCUAUUAAACCUAUUGUACCGGUUCUCAGCAAGAAUAUUCCUUCACUUCCUGUCAAGCUAAUCACACCCAUUGUUAAAAAACCUACCAAGCUAAUACUACCGGCGAAGCCAGUCACACCUCUGAAGCCAAUCAAAGUGCUCCCUCACAAACCUCUGAAGCCUUUGAAAACAACCAAUCUAUCACCUAUCAAACCUAUUGUACCAACUCUCAAAGCGUCUAUUGCUACGCUGCCUGUUAAACCAAUUGCACCCACUGCUGCAGCGACUGUCAAGCCAUUACCCCCGGCUAAGCCACUCAAACCACUGAUACCAAUCAAAGCACUUCCUCACAAGCCACUAAAGCCCUUGAAACCAACAAAACUAGGACCCCUCAAUCACGUCGUCCCGGCUCCAACAAAACCCAUCGUCCCGGCUCCUGUCAUACCUUCUCUGGCAAUUUCAGGUCUGCCGGCACAACUUCCCACUAAGCCUCCUCCGGUAAUUUCAGCAAUGUCGCUGCCUGUUAAACCAAUUGCACCCACUGCUGCAGCGACUGUCAAGCCAUUACUCCCGGCUAAGCCACUCAAACCACUGGUACCAAUCAAAGCACUUCCUCACAAGCCACUAAAGCCCUUGAAACCAACAAAACUAGGACCCCUCAAUCACGUCGUCCCGGCUCCAACAAAACCCAUCGUCCCGGCUCCUGUCAUACCUUCUCUGGCAAUUUCAGGUCUGCCGGCACAACUUCCCACUAAGCCUCCUCCGGUAAUUUCAGCAAUGUCGCCACAAGCUGCGACUAAUCCUCCCCCGACCAUUUUAGCCAAGCCGGCUCAAAUUCCCACCAAACUUCCAGCUACAAAAACUUUAGCCAAACCGGAGAUUCCUGCCCAGCUUCCCAUACAAGUUGUCCCUAUCUCGUCCCCGCCUAAGGCGCCCGUCUCAGUCACUGUGAAGCCUACUGUUCAGGUUCCUAUCAAUACGGCGACUGUGCUACCAAGCAAACCUUUGGUCCAAACUCCUAGCAAAAUAUCUCCAAUUCUUACUCAGUCCACACCUAUCAAGCCGGCGGCUGUGAUGCCUAGCAGACCUUUGGUGCAAGCUCCUACUAAACCCAAUUUGUCUCCUGUUUCUCAUCCCCUGCUUGUUCCGACGCCGGCCUCCGCUCACCCAGCUUUGGUCCAAACUCCUAUUAAACCCUAUUCUCCUAUUCCCCAGCCCGUGUCCAUUGCGGUUCCUCUGGUGCAUGCCCCCGCAACAAACAUCGUUUAUGCCGCCGUACCCGCUAUCAGCCACCCAUCUCAAAUCUCAACUCCCAUCCAACCACUCCCUGUUGCCGCACAGGUCAACCACACCUCUGCUACACCGGUCACCGUGCAAACCGGCGAAAAACAUAUCCUUUCCAAUACCAAACCUUCAACACCUCCAUUAACAAAUACAACUCUUAUCCAAGCUUCACAAGUAACUACUUUACCUGAAAAUCUAGCGACUACUCCAACAUCACAAGCAACCAUAUCACCUGCUGUUGAAGCUGAAGUACCGUUACUGCAGCCAGAAGCCCCCGCAACCAAACCCAUUGCCCCAACUCCUCAAGGCUUGCCGCUGCCAGAAGCCCCGUACAAUGUCACAUCUCAAAAUUCAACGCAGCCAGAAGCCCCGGUCGCUCAACCAAACACAGUAUCUUUAGCUCAAGACUGGACCCCAUCUCCACCCAUGGAAUCUGAUUCGCCUGUGCCGAUUGUCGCUGCUUCCCAAGACACUGUCCAAAAUGUUGACACCCCCUUAUCUCCCACCGCCGAUGGUACUACCAUAAUUUUUCCAGCUCCUGCUUCGCCACAAGACACUGUUCAAGUUGAUAACUCCCCCUCACCUCCCACCGCUAAUGGCGCUAGCAUACUUUCUCCGGCUGAAAAUCAGAGCGCAAACCCCACUAUUCCGGGUCAACUCUCCCCCUCCAUCAACGUUACACUAGACUCGGUCACUAAUGCUACCUUGCUGAACAACGGAACACUUCUCAACAACGGCACCAUUCUCAACGGUACCGCACUGGCCAAUAAUACUGCACGAUCCAAUAGCUUGCAUGGCAUAAAGCUAAGUAAUUCUUCCCCCAACAUAUUGGCCGCUGGACCCUCAUACCACACUGGCGCAGCCCUCGCCGGCGCCGGCCCCAAAAGGUGGACAACGGUUUCAAGGGCUUCAUGGACGGCCCAUCAAAUUGUCCACCAUCUCAGAUGGCUCAAGCACAUUAUCCGACUAGAUCUGAAGUAA